CCCCUCUUCCCCUCCCUCUCCCCAUCUUGCGCUCCUGCUCCCUCCCUCCCCCUCUUCCCCUCCCUCUCUCUCUCCGUCCCUCCCUCCUUUCCUCUGUCCCGUCUAGCCUUCACCUCCCGCAGCAGGAGCCGUCUGCUUCUCUUCGGCUCGGGAGCUGCCCACACUGCCCUGCUCCGCCCGACCUUGCCCUGCCCUGCCCUGCCCUGCCCGGCUCUGCCCUGUCCUGCCCUGCCAGGCCCCGGCCCGGGUCCGCUUAGACCCGUUCCUCUCAGCUUCCCCGAACCCGUGGCGCUCUCCCGCCUACCCGCCCGGCCCUCCCGGUUCAGAUCCCGUGGGCUUGACUUGGCUCGGCUCAGUCCGACAUCCAGGAUCUGAGCCCUUGUGUGCCUAAAGGGUUGAGGCGCCGAGGGAGGGAGGCAGGGCUGCUGCGGGCCUCGGGCCGGGCUCCUCAGGGGCCCCGGGAGGCCCCAUGGGAGCGUGAGCAAUCCCGGCCCCAGCCCGACGGACGGGCGAACUGACCGACCCACGGAGUGACAGUCAGUCCAGGGCCCACGACUGGUGGCAUCUCUGGGAACCGUGCCCCAAUUUAAAGCAGAGCGAGUCGCCUUAGAGCCAGAGCCAGAGCCAGAGCCAGAGCCGGAGCCGGAGACAGAGCCCAAAGGGAGCGGGAGCCGCCAUGCAGCCGGGGCCCUCGCCCCCUUCUCUGCUGCUGCUGCUGUUACUGCUGGUGACCGGGCUGAGGGCCGCAGCCGGAGGCGGGGCCGGUGGGACAGGGUACGCGCAAGUGAAGUACGUGCAGCCCAUGUUGAAAGGACCCGCCGGCCCCCCCUUCCGGGAAGGCAAGGGCCAAUACCUGGAACUGCCACCGCCAAUGCUGCCAAUGGACCUGAAAGGGGAACCUGGUCCUCCGGGGAAGCCUGGUCCCCGGGGCCCUCCAGGCCCUCCUGGCUACCCAGGAAAGCCAGGGACAGGCAAGCCAGGCCUGCAUGGCCAGCCAGGCCCUGCUGGCCCCCCUGGCUUCUCUAGGGUGGGGAAGCCGGGUGUCCCGGGUGUCCCAGGCAAAGUGGGCAGCAAGGGUGAACCAGGUCCUAAGGGCGAGCCAGGCCUUCGGGGGGACCAGGGCCUUCGAGGACUGCCAGGGCCCCCCGGACUUCCAGGCCCAUCAGGCAUUGCUGUCACUGGCAAACCAGGACCACAGGGUGCUCUGGGUCCACAAGGCUUUAGGGGGGAACCAGGACCCAGAGGAGAACCAGGACCUCGAGGAGAAAGAGGCCUCAAGGGUGACAAUGGGGUGGGCACACCAGGCCAGCCAGGUGUCCCAGGCAAUGGGGGUCCCCCUGGCCCUCCAGGUCCUCCGGGCCCCAUGGGUUUGGGUAAACCAGGCCUGGAUGGGCUUCCAGGUGCCCCAGGGGAUAAAGGAGCCACUGGGGCUCCUGGGGGACCAGGACAAACUGGAGAACCAGGAGCCCUGGGGCCAAGGGGACCCCCAGGACUAGAUGGCAUUGGGGUACCUGGGGCAGUAGGUGUGCCUGGGCCCCAGGGGCCUGUGGGUGCAAAGGGGGAACCUGGGAUUAGGGGCCUUCCUGGUUUGCCAGGCCCUACAGGCUAUGGGAAGCCAGGGCUCCCAGGUCUCAAAGGAGAAAGGGGCCCAGCAGGGGUCCCCGGGGGUCUGGGUGACAUAGGUGAACCAGGAGAGGAUGGUGAGCCAGGUGAGCCAGGGCCUCAGGGCCUUACAGGCCCUCCUGGCCUUCCUGGGUCCAUGGGACUACCAGGGAGGCAUGGGCUACCUGGUCCCAAAGGCGAGGCAGGGCCAAGUGGGCCUCCAGGGGUGCCUGGGAUCCGAGGAGACCAGGGGCCAAGUGGUAUUGUGGGAAAACCUGGAGUCGUUGGAGAGAGAGGAUUACCUGGGACACAGGGACCUCCAGGGCCAAGUGGGCCCAAGGGAGAGCCAGGCAUCGUUGGGCUUCCUGGGGGGCCAGGGGUGGCAGGAGGGCUGGGACAGAAAGGGGAGGUAGGUGUCCCAGGCCAGCCUGGUCUGAGGGGACCUUCAGGGAUUCCUGGGCUUCAGGGCCCAUCAGGUCCCAUCGGGCCCCAGGGUCUUCCAGGCCUAAAAGGGGAACCAGGCCUCCAAGGCCCCCCGGGGGAAGGAAGGGUAGGAGAACCAGGCUUAGCUGGACCUACAGGGCCCCCUGGCAUCCCUGGAAACCCAGGACUCAAUGGUCCCCCAGGGCCUCCAGGGCCCCCAGGUCCACCUGGGCCCCCGGGGAGUUUGGAUGAGAUGGGUAUUGCAGGACUGCACUUGCCCAAUGGUGGGGUUGAAGGGGCAGUGCUGGGCAAUGGCAGAGGGGCCAAGCCCCAGUCUGGCCUUGGGGAACUUUCAGUUGGCAUCGCCCCAGCCUUUACUGCUGUGCUCACUUCACCCUUUCCGGCUUCGGGGAUGCCAGUCAAGUUUGACCGGACGCUGUACAAUGGCCACAGUGGUUACAACCCUGCCACGGGCAUCUUCACCUGCCCCAUUGGUGGUGUCUAUUACUUUGCUUACCACGUGCAUGUCAAGGGCACCAGUGUCUGGGUGGCUCUCUAUAAGAACAAUGUUCCUGCUACCUACACUUAUGAUGAGUACAAGAAAGGCUACCUGGACCAGGCGUCAGGAGGGGCUGUGCUCGAGCUGCGCACUAAUGACCAGGUGUGGGUGCAGAUGCCCUCAGACCAAGCCAACGGCCUCUAUUCCACCGAGUACAUCCACUCGUCCUUCUCUGGCUUCUUGCUCUGCCCCACAUAACAGGCCAGGGACCCACGGCCACCAGCUACCCCUCCCACAUCCAUCUUUAGUAGUAGUAGUAUUUUUUAAUUAAAAGCAAAGGACCAGAUGGUUAGAGAAGACACUGGGAGACAGCAGUGGCUAGAGGAGACCUGCUUUCUUCUUCUGAUUGCUUCUGAAAGAGACUGAUCCUUGAGGAGGCUUUGCAAAGGUGGGACUGCCUCCUCUCUCCCUCUCCCUCUCCCUCCUGGGACUGGGGCUGAAGAUGGUGCUGAACUGAAGGAGACUGCCACUGAGAUGAUGGGUAUUAAUUCACGCUCAGGGUAUGUGACUCCUGGCUUCCAGGCCUUAUUGGAAUUGCUCCAUUUCUAUUCCAAGGACUAGGAGACUCAUGGGCCUUCUAUACACGUGCCUUGGGACGGAGACUCAUUGACCAUUCUCGGAAAUCUGCCUCUCCAUCCCUGGGCUUCUCUUCUGGGUGACAAAGCAGGGACCUCUCACAUUCAGACUGCACUGAGGAUAAAAGAAACUUCUCAUCCCAGCUGCCCCAGCUUCCAAUGUAUGGGACUUCGGCCCCAAGACAAGUUUUAUUUUGGGAAAGAGAGGAAGAGAAACCCCUGGUUAAUCUUCUGAUUGAAAGAUGCUAUGAUGGCCUGUGCAGUGUUCUCCUAGGACACAGGGCAACAGGCUCAUUGUCUUUACUGGUCACCAUCUUCAAGUGAUAGAGCUCGAGGUUGGUCCUGGCUGUCUUGCAUGGUAUGAAUACUACACUUGUCCUUGCCUCCCCUAAUCUCCCAUAGUCCAGGAGGAAAGAGAAAAAAUGUAGACAACACUAGGAAAAAUCUACUCCUAAAGGGGCUCUUAAAGGGACAGGAAGACAAGGUACCCAGAUGUGGGAGGUGAAAGACACCUCCAAAGCCACUGGGUGUAACAUGCUCAGUCUUGGGAUCCUGCAUUUAACCUGCCUCCACCAGGCCCAGGACUUCUGUGUAAGGCUAUGCCACUGUAGACCCUGCUCCCAUGAGUGCAGGGGAGCAGCCAGUCUGCUAGACUGACUAGAAUCUAGGUAUUUAUUGGAUUCUUCACUCCCACCUCACUUUUCUGAACAAGAGCCAUGAAGCAGGGGGCCGGGGGUCCUCUCCCAUUUCAUUUUGGUGUUCUAUGUGAUCUUAAGGUCCAGAAAAACGACUGGAUGGUAAUAGAUGUUAGUCUUGGCAGCCACAUCUGGAAAGAGGGCAGUUAGAUCCUUUUCUUCCCAACUUCUAAUUUCAGGUCUGUUCCCAAAAGGGGCUGGAGAGGAACUUUCUCUGCUCCUGGGUGAUGGCUGCAGUAUAUUCUUUUGUCACCAGAUCCAGUCUUAGCUUUGGAGGGUGGGGAAGGGAAGGGGACAUGAUGGAGGAGAGCAAGGCUGGUGGCCACUCAACCCCACUCUGAAAAGAGGAGGGGCUUCCCUUCAAGUUGACAACUAAAUGCCCAGCAGCCCUAUAAGCUAGUGUUGGUUCCUAAAACCAAGGGUCUUAUGCCUGACCAAUCUGACCAUUUUGUUUAUUCUAUGUGUGAACCUUGGAAUCAUCUUUGAAACUGCUGGUGCUAGCUGCUCCAGAACACUGGAGCAUCUGUUGUAUACAACACUACAACAUCUGUUGUAACAAAACUACUGCCAACUCCUGCUUGUUCUUUCAGGCUCUGGUUCACUUGAGGCCUUUGCUAACCUUUGUGUAUCCUGACAUCUCUUCCCCCCCUUUUCCUCUCCCACAAUCUAGGACAUCUGAAUCCAAAAGAAAUCCAACUUAUUAUCUGGUACAAGGGUUGGGAAAGAACCUGGGUGAAGCUUGGGAAAAGGAAGGUCUGGGAGCCUCGAAGGAUUUCUUUCUCUUCUGCUGGAAGCAUCAAAGCCCACUUAUCCUUGUCACUUGUCCCUUUCCUGUGCCAAGACCACCCCCGCCCUUGGGCUGGAAUGGCUAGGUGGGCAGGCACUGACUUGCCCCAAAUGGAGAAUCAAGGGCAGAAGGAAGCCACCCAGCCGGGAAAGACUGUCCCUCACCACAUGGUCCUGGCCAAAUCUCUUUGCUGAAGCACUCAGCAGAUUCCCAGCCAGCGGGACUGUGGAUUGGUCACUUUUAGAGGCCUUCUCAAGGGCUAACUUUGAUCAAGUCUGUCAAUAUUUGAAACUGAAAACUGCAUUACCCCCAUGCAUUUGUAUAUUCUAAUUCUUACUGUCUUUUUAAAUGUUUAAAAUAUUUGCCUCUAGUAUCUUCAUCUCUAACCUGGUAUAUAGAGGGUUGUAGUUUUGUACAUACCUAUUCCAUGCACUGUGUCAGAGCAAAUUUGGUUAAAAAAACGCACUUGUGAUAAACAAAUGGGUUUCUCUUUGGAACUAAAAUUACAGUACUUGACUGUAUUGACACACCAAUAAAAUCUAUUAAAACAGA
This is a messenger RNA of Monodelphis domestica (gray short-tailed opossum), 5193 nucleotides long. It is a transcript of the gene COL8A2, whose product is annotated as collagen type VIII alpha 2 chain. The record is from RefSeq and is a predicted model, not a curated record. Gene Ontology annotation, molecular function: protein binding. Lineage: Eukaryota; Metazoa; Chordata; Mammalia; Didelphimorphia; Didelphidae.